UCAGUCGCGCACCCGGACGUGCCGCCUGUAGUGCUGCUUGCAGCCGGUGACAUCCGAGCCAAAGAGAGCCGCAGAUGAAGACGACACGAGCUGUGCAGCUGCUGCUGGCGCUGUGCGCCGCGGCGGCGCUGACGGGCGCGCUGCCGCAGCGAGCGCCCCGCGACGGUGCCACCUCGCCUGCCAUCCAGUGGCUCUGCCAGCGUUCGGACUGCUCCUGUCAGGACCGCGGCGGCCUCGAAGAGGUCACGUGCGACUGCAGCAGCGUCGAAGAGCAGCAGCCGCUGAUGCUGGGUGACGCCACAGCCUUCGUGUCGGACCGCACGAGGGUACUGGAGGUACGCAACUGCAGCCAGGUGACGUUCGUGGCGCGGGCGCUCUCCAACGCCAUAUCGCUGACGGAGCUGCGGCUGACCGACGUGGACCAGCUGGUGCUGCGGGAGCGCUGCCUGCACACUGACCGGGUGCCGCACCGACGCAUCUCGCUGCGCCGCGUCGCCAACCUGACGGCUGAGCCGGACGCGAUGCACCUGACCGGCGAAGUGCUUGAGCUGGACACUGUUGUCGCCGAGCGGCUGGCGCGCGCCGCCUUCGGGCCCGGCUCCGACCUCAUCGACCUACGCCUGGCCAACAGCCACGUCGAGGAGGAGGCCGAACUGCGCCUGGCCCAGGCGGUCAACGUCAGCGUCGUCAACAGCACGCUCGGUGCGCUCAGCAUCGAGGUGGACGAGGUGCUGGACGUGGUCGUGCGCAACAGCAGCGUGGGCCGGCUGGAGACGCUGCGUCUCAACCUUCGGCCCAACUUUUCGCCCGAGCCCAGCCGGCUGACGAUUGUCAACAACAACAUCACGUCCUUUGACUCGGACGAGGUCGGCAUGAUCAUCGACGAGUUCCGGCUGCGCGACAACACCAUCGGCAACCUGACCGCGGAGAUGACGGGCAGCUUCACCACGGCGGAGGUGGUGGACAACACCAUCGGCUGGCUGGGCAACCGCGUGUUCGCCGCGUUCGAGCGGCGCGACGCGCUGGACCCACGCGGGCCCCAGACCGCGCAGCCGCCCGCCAAGUACGCCUUCACAUUCGGUGGUAACCGGCUGCACGCGCCCGCCAACGGCACUUUCGGGCGUAUCCUGAGCCAGGACAACGAGGAGACGGUGCCGCUGUACCGCAUAUACGGUAACCAAUUCGGCUGCCGCUGCGAGGCGCUGGCUGAGCUGGUGGAGGUGGGCGACCGCGCCUUCCUGGCGUCCACCAACGCGUCGCGCGAGGACGACGACGACGUGGUCACCGGCGACGCUGCGUACAGGCUGCUGUACGAGCGCGGCACGUGCCUGGGCGACGGCCGGCCGCUCAGCCAGUUCCGUCUGGCCGCCUACACGUCCGACUACGCCUGCCUUGGGGAGCGCACCGACGAGAGAGGCCCCGGCGGCGGCGCCGACACCGCCACCGCCGGCCUGCUGCCGCUGCUGCUGGCGGCCGUCUGCGCCGCCAGCCUGGCCGUCUGAGCAGGGGGACGGCCGGCUCUGCACCCGAGCACGGGUCUCCCACAGAGCGUCCGGUGGGCGCGUGUCACCGUCGCCAGGCCGCUCCCCUGGCGGACGAGACGCCUGAGGCAACCGCGCUCACGGUCGCCGACAGCCAGUCACAAUCACUUCAUCACAUCACUAGUCAGGCUGAGGCCGCACGGUAUCGAGGCAUGUGGCGCGGCCAGUGACGCCCAUCGGGUAAUAUGUGGCCAGCAAACUGCCGGCAGGCACCAUCAUGGCGUCAUCGACACAUAAUCUGAGGGUGAGGCGAACCACUCAAGGCAAUUCGUCUUGACAUAAAGCAUACGACCAAAGUUAAGUGUAGUGUUCCGUGUUUUGCUACCUUGUGGGCAUGAUCGAACGUAAUGAUGUGGUGUAUGAAGAUCUGAUUAAUUGUGAAUUUGUUGUUUCUAUACGCCUGGUCUGCACUUGCAUUUGCGCCAGAAUGUAUUUGCACGAAAUGUCUGUGUCUGAUAUCUCAUCUCAAACGUUAGGUCUGUUUUUAUAUCGACUUGUUUAAUAUCAAGCUCAAGCUAG
Molecule: messenger RNA, 2060 nt
Organism: Pollicipes pollicipes
Lineage: Eukaryota; Metazoa; Arthropoda; Thecostraca; Pollicipedomorpha; Pollicipedidae
Exons: 2
Coding region: 75-1502 (475 amino acids)
Source: RefSeq, a predicted model, not a curated record